AUGAGACUGAUAAACACUACAUUACAGUAUAAUGAGACUGAUGAUGUUCACCAAGACAAAAACAGUGAUGAUGAUGAUGGUCACCAAUACAACACCAGUGGUGAUGAUGAUGAUGCUGAUGAUCACCUAGACAACAACAGUGGUGAUGAUGACGAUCACCAAGAGAGCAGUGAUGAUGGAGAUGAUCACCAAGACAGCAACAGUGAUGAUGAUGAUUAUCACCAAGACAACAACUGUGGUGGUGAUGAUGAUGAUGAUGAUGAUCACCAAGACAACACCAGUGGUGAUGAUGAUGAUGAUGAUGAUGAUCACCUAGACAACAACAGUGGUGAUGAUCACCAAGAGAGCAGUGAUAUUGGUGAUGAUGAUCACCAAGACAACAAGAGUGAUGAUGAUGAUGCCGACCACCAAGACAACAACAGUGAUGAUGUUGAUGCUGAUGAUCACCAAGGCAACAACAGUGAUGAUGAUGAUCACCAAGAUAACAACAGUGGUCAUGUUGAUGAUGAUCACCACCAAGACAACAACAGUGAUGAUGAUGAUCAUCAACACAAAAACAGUGAUGAUGAUCACCAAGACAACAAGUACAAUAACAGUGAUGAUGAUGAUGAUCACCAAGACAGCAACAGUGAUGAUGAUGAUUAUCACCAAGACAACAACUGUGGUGGUGAUGAUGAUGAUGAUGAUGAUGAUGAUCACCAAGACAACACCAGUGGUGAUGAUGAUGAUGAUGAUGAUGAUGAUCACCUAGACAACAACAGUGGUGAUGAUCACCAAGAGAGCAGUGAUAUUGGUGAUGAUGAUCACCAAGACAACAAGAGUGAUGAUGAUGAUGCCGACCACCAAGACAACAACAGUGAUGAUGUUGAUGCUGAUGAUCACCAAGGCAACAACAGUGAUGAUGAUGAUCACCAAGAUAACAACAGUGGUCAUGUUGAUGAUGAUCACCACCAAGACAACAACAGUGAUGAUGAUGAUCAUCAACACAAAAACAGUGAUGAUGAUCACCAAGACAACAAGUGUGAUCAUGAUGAUGACGAUCACCAAGACAACAGUGAUGAUGAUGAUGAUCACCAAGACAGCAACAGCGAUGAUGAUGAUCACCAAGACAACAACUGUGAUGAUGAUGAUGAUCACCAAGACAACAGUUGUGAAGAUGAUGAUGAUCACCAAGACAACAACAGUGAUGAUCAUCACCAAGAUAACAGUGGUGAUGUUGAUGACCACCAAGACAACAACAUUGAUGAUGAUGAUGAUGAUCAACACAACAACAGUGAUGAUCACCAAGACAACAAGUGUGAUCAUGAUGAUGACGAUCACCACCAAGACAACAACAGUGAUGAUGAUGAUCACCAAGACAACAACUGUGAUGAUGAUGCCGACCACCAAGACAACGGUGAUGAUGAUGUUGAUGCUGAUGAUCACCAAGGCAACAACAGUUAUGAUGAUGCUGAUGAUCACCAAGGCAACAGUUAUGAUGAUGAUCACCAAGACAACAGUGAUGAUGAUGACCAAGACAACAGUGAUGAUGAUGAUAAUGGUGAUGAUGAUGAUGGUGAUCACCAAGACAACAGUGAUGAUGAGGAUGAUGAUGACCAAGACAGUGAUAUUGAUGACGAUGAUCACCAAGACAAAAACAACAACAAGUGUGAUGAUGAUGAUGCCGACCACCAAGACACCAACAGUGAUGAUGUUGAUGAUCACCAAGGCAACAACAGUUGUGAUGAUAUUGAUCACCAAGACAACACCAGUGGUGAUGAUGAUGACCAAGACACCAACAGUGAUGAUGAUGUUGAUGAUCACCAAGGCAACAACAGUUGUGAUGAUGAUCACCAAGACAAAUGUGAUGAUGAUGAUGCCGACCACCAAGACACCAGUGAUGAUGAUAGUCACCAAGACAACACCCGUGGUGAUGAUGAUCACAAAGGCAACAACCGUGGUGAUGAUGAUCACAAAGGCAACAACUGUGGUGAUGAUGAUGACCAAGACACCAGCAGUGAUAUUGAUAAUCACCAAGACAACACCAGUUGUGAUGAUGAUGAUGAUCACCAAGACAUCAGUUGUGAUGAUGAUCACCAAGACAACAUCAGUUGUGAUGAUGAUCACCAAGACAACAAGUGUGAUGAUGCCGACCAUCAAGAUAACAACAGUGACAACAACAGUGGUGAUGAUGAUCACCACCAAGACAACAACAGUGAUGAUGAUGGUGAUGAUCAACACAACAACAGUGAUGAUGAUCACCAAGACAACAAGUGUGAUCAUGAUGAUGACGAUCACCAAGACAACAACAGUGAUGAUGAUGAUGAUGAUGAUGAUCACCAAGACAGCAACAGUGAUGAUGAUGAUGAUCACAAAGACAACAACUGUGAUGAUGAUGAUGAUGAUGAUGAUGAUGCUGAUGAUCAACAAGACAACAACAGUUACAACAACAGUGAUGAUGAUGAUGAUAAUAGGGAUGAUGAUGGUGAUGAUGGUGAUCAACAAGACAACAACAGUGAUGAUGAGGAUGAUGAUGAUGAUCACCAAGACAACAACAAUGGUGAUGCUGAUGAUGAUCACCAAGACAACAAAAUUGAUAUUGAUGUUGAUGACAAUGACCAAGACAACACCAGUGGUGAUGAUGAUGAUGAUCACCAAGACAACAACAGUGAUGAUGAUGAUGAUGAUGAUGAUGAUGAUGAUGAUGAUGAUCACCAAGACAGCAACAGUGAUGGUGAUGAUGAUGAUGAUGAUCACCAAGACAACAACAGUGACAUUGAUGAUGAUGAUCACCAAGACAACAACAGUGAUGAUGAUGAUGAUGAUGAUGAUGAUGAUGAUGAUGAUGAUAAUCACCAAGUCAACACCCGUGGUGAUGAUGAUGCUAACCACCAAGACAACAACAGUGAGGAUGAUGAUGAUUACCAAGACAACAACUGUGAUGAUGAUGAUGAUGAUGUUCACCAAGACAACAACAGCAACAACAGUUGUGAUGAUGAUGUUGAUCACCAAGACAACACCAGUGUUGAUGAUGAUCACCAAGACAACAACAGUGAUGAUGAUGAUGAUGAUAAUGAUGAUGAUGAUGAUGAUGAUGAUGAUGAUGAUAAUCACCAAGACAACACCCGUGGUGAUGAUGAUGCUAACCACCAAGACAACAGCAGUGUUGAUGAUGAUGAUUACCAAGACAACAACUGUGAUGAUGAUGUUGAUGCUGGAGACGAGGAUGAGGGCAAGGUGGAGGAGGAGGACAAGGAUGAGGAAGACGAGGAGGGAGAGGAGGACGAAGAGGACAACGGGGACGAGGAGGACAAGGAAGAGGAGGAAGGAGAACAAUCACAGAUGAGAUCCUGGCCACUUUGGUCAACCGUGACAGAGAUCCAGACCCUGUUGAGCACGCUGGAUGUAGUGAGCACUUCCAGAGGCGUGUCCAGCCCAACCCCAACCCCCACUCCCAACCCCAACCACAACCCCAACCCCAACCCUAACCCCACCCCCAACCUCCCAGACCUGGACUAA
Messenger RNA from Oncorhynchus masou masou (cherry salmon), 3498 nucleotides. Its product is annotated as dentin sialophosphoprotein-like. The coding region runs from base 1 to 3498 and encodes 1165 amino acids. The record is from RefSeq and is a predicted model, not a curated record. Lineage: Eukaryota; Metazoa; Chordata; Actinopteri; Salmoniformes; Salmonidae. The transcript is spliced from 8 exons.